Exophiala mesophila is the source of this 1608-nucleotide messenger RNA. RefSeq lists its product as hypothetical. Gene Ontology annotation, cellular component: nucleosome; nucleus. Gene Ontology annotation, biological process: chromosome condensation; negative regulation of DNA recombination; nucleosome assembly. The record is from RefSeq and is a predicted model, not a curated record. Lineage: Eukaryota; Fungi; Ascomycota; Eurotiomycetes; Chaetothyriales; Herpotrichiellaceae. The transcript has 6 exons. Bases 163 to 729 code for a protein of 188 amino acids. Gene Ontology annotation, molecular function: structural constituent of chromatin; double-stranded DNA binding; nucleosomal DNA binding.
CCCGCAUUCGCGCGCCGCAUGCCCAUCGCCCACCCAUCUCUCUUCCACUUCUCGACUCUUCUCGUUGCUCAACCAGACCAAGCUACCCGAUACAUUCUUUCGCUCAAGUAAUCGCCGUUACCCAUUCAUCUAUAUUCUCAACACUUUCUUCCCAUAACAACAAUGCCUCCCAAGAAAGCUGCCGCCGCCGCCGCCCCGGCCAAAGAGGCCAAAGAGAAGAAGCCCGCCGCCGCCCCCGCUCAUGGCUCAUACAAAGAUAUGAUCAAGGAUGCUAUCCUCAACUUAAAGGAGCGCAACGGAAGCAGCCGACAAGCCAUCAAGAAGUAUGUCCAGGCCAACAACAACAUCUCAGUCAGCUCCCCACUCCAGUUCGACUCUCUCUUCAAUAAGGCUUUGAAGACCGGUGUGGAGAAAGGUGACUUCCAACAACCCAAGGGUCCCUCUGGGCCAGUCAAACUCACCAAGCCUGCCGCUAAGCCUGCUGGUGAGAAGAAGGCUGCUGUCAAGAAGGAAAAGGCUCCCAAGGACGCAAAGCCAAAGGUCGCAAAGGCCAAGACCACCAAACCCAAGACUGCCGCCACCAAGGCAAAGAAGCCCGCUGUCCCUAAGAAGGCUGCUGCUGCCAAGCCAAAGGCAAACACUGCUACAAAGAGAGCCCCUAAGGCCAAGGCCGCAAAGACAGAAGCACCAGUAAGCGCUCUUGUGGAAGUGGAUGCACGCAUAUACUAACGAUAUCCAGGCCCCUGCUGUUACUGAUGCUCCCACAGUCCUGAAGAAGACCAAGUCUGGUAGAGUCAGCAAACAAAAGACAACCUCAGGUACCAAGAAGGCACCAGCAAAGAAGGCCACAACAGUGAAGAAGGCAGCAGCUCCCAAGAAGGCGGCUCCCAAGAAGGCCGAGGCCGCUGCUUGAACGAGGCAAUCACGUGGCGUGAAGCCUUUGUUAUGACUUGACGUGCGUUGUUGGUCGGGUGCUUUUUCUUGUACUAUGUUAUCUGAGGUCAUGUGAAAAGGGAAGCCAGGGAGCGCCAGUUUUGUGCAGUCAGCUCUUGGCGUUGUGAAGAGGGAGGAUCAAAUUGGCCGGCUACUCUAGGUCGACAAUCUCUCUCCUAUUCUGCGCUGUCGUUGCACGGGGCCUCGUAGGGUCUGUGUCUCGAUCUCGCAACAGGGUCUUUUGGGAAGUCUUGACGGAAGGGGAUCUUGGAGUAUGAUGGCGUUAUGUGUAUACAGCGGUCGCGUUGGGGGCACUGACACCAGGCAUUGAUCUGUAUGGGAAAUCGGGAGGUGUCAAGAGGCACGGACGGGCGGGACCAGCAGCGACAGGCUUGGUCCAAACAAACAACCUACAAUUCAGUGCAGAGCCGUGCCUGUUGCCUACCACGUUGCAGAACCAUGUUGAAUACUUCUGACUCAAGGAAACUGGAAUGGAGAUCCUCUUUGGUACUCUACACCCAUGGAACAGUACAGAUAUUGUGUAUGCAAUCGAAUGACAACAUGCCUUUGUACAGAACCCAAUGAGAUGACGAGCAAUAAUGGUAGAGGGGAGCAGAGAAGACGAGGGGGGCUAUGCUGGAGCUUGAUGCAUGAUCAGCUGUUGGGAGUCGUCGG